ACCUCUGAUGCAUUCCUUGAAUGUUUCCGUAACAACCUCCUGGAUAUUGGUGUGGACCCACAUCCUUAUGGUACUCACUCCUUCAGACAGGGUGGAUGCCAAUUUUUAUACAAGGUAUGCAGAUGGGACUUCGGGGACAUCUGUGAUUGGGGAGGAUGGGCCAAAAACUUCAACAAUCCAGGUACAAUCUUCAAGUACCUGCUGUCAUGGAAUGACAAUCCUCAUGAGAAGCGAGAGCACUAUAUGAAUCCUAAUAGACCACAGAAGGACCCUUGCCAUGCUUGUGGUAGAACCUGUCAUUGUGCUUGA
Messenger RNA from Suillus plorans, 309 nucleotides. RefSeq lists its product as uncharacterized. The transcript has a single exon. NCBI's taxonomy places the organism in Eukaryota, Fungi, Basidiomycota, Agaricomycetes, Boletales, Suillaceae. The record is from RefSeq and is a predicted model, not a curated record. The annotation marks the transcript as partial.